AUUCUAAACAUGAUCGUAUUGUAUAAGAAAGCUUGAAAGAAGAGUAGCGGCAGCGUACAGGCAGUUCGAUGUGAGACGCUUCGCAAGAUGUACGUCACAUUGAUUCCGUUCUUCCUAGCGGCUAACGUAGUCGUCAACGAUAGGUCGGAAUGGACUUUUGGACCAGAAUAUUCGUUCAAUCUGCAAGUGACCCACGACAGUAUGUAUGAGAAAGAGCUAACCAAAUACAGAAAAGUUUUCUCGACGGUAAAGUGUCGCCCGAAAAUGGCAGAUAGUUUGUUUUGCGAAAUACAGUACUUCAAGACGUUUGACGGACAAAAGGAACUCGUCCUUCGUACUUCAGUAAUAUUCGAGAUGAAGUUCAAUGAGCACGGUGUAGAGAGAAUAUUUACUAAUUCGUCAGAUCCCUUUAAGAAGGAAUUAACGCAAAAGAUCGCCCAACAGUUGAGCACUGGUGUCGAUGUACAGCGCAAAUUUAAGGGUAAUUCCAUAUACUGGGGUGAGGAAGCAGUAAGAAAUGGAGACAGGUGUUGGAUGGGAUGCAGUAUCACGUAUCUUAAACCGAAAAUAAAUAUGUCAAAACAGAAUACAGAUUUCCAGUUAGUGAUAUUGCCGAUGUUCGAUGUAAAACCUGAUUCCAGUUUUAUAAUCAAAAAAGACAUUAGCUGCGGUUGUUAUUUAUAUGGCCCAAACAUUUUUCAAAUAGAAUUCAGUGGUGCAACACAAAUCAAUAACAGAUUCGAAGGUCCGAUAUAUGUGAUUAACACGCACAAUUGGCGGGACCCUGGACCCUUCCAGGAAGCAAUACAACUCACGCUGGAGAGUAUCCAACCUGCGCAAAAUAAACUUAUGGAUAUUUUCAAUGGCAAUUGGUUUUUCCAUAAUUAUAAAUAAGAACAUGUAAGCUAAGAUGAAUUAUAGUCAAAGACACGUUGUUUCAUAUA
Linepithema humile (Argentine ant) is the source of this 944-nucleotide messenger RNA. RefSeq lists its product as uncharacterized. The record is from RefSeq and is a predicted model, not a curated record. NCBI's taxonomy places the organism in Eukaryota, Metazoa, Arthropoda, Insecta, Hymenoptera, Formicidae.